GAGCUAGUGCGCAGUCGCAUUAGAAGCCUGUGUCGCGGUUGCGUCAUCGCUAAGCGUCGACGCUGUGGAAGGUCCGGACGCGCUAGCGGUCUUCCUGGUCCCACCAGUACCUUCGAACGCUUGCGCACGUGCAGUCUGCCGCCUACGCGUAUCCACGCGCGGCGUCGGCUCCUGGUGAGCUCAGCGGGCCGGCUUUCUCUCCCGCAAGCGCUCAAGCGGCCGGAGCAUCUUGGCGCUCUCACGUGCUUCCGCUGUGCGUUUGCCUAGGGUCGGGCGGACUCGGGGCGCAGUGCUAGUCUUUCACCAUGCACCGGAAAAAGGUGGAUAACCGAAUUCGAAUUCUCAUUGAGAAUGGCGUGGCUGAGCGGCAGAGGUCUCUUUUUGUUGUAGUUGGGGACCGAGGGAAAGAUCAGGUGGUUAUUCUUCAUCAUAUGUUGUCCAAAGCAACUGUGAAAGCUCGACCCUCAGUCCUGUGGUGUUACAAGAAAGAGCUGGGGUUUAGCAGUCACCGGAAGAAGAGAAUGCGGCAGCUACAGAAGAAAAUAAAGAGUGGGACCUUGAACAUAAAGCAAGAUGACCCCUUUGAGCUUUUUGUAGCCGCCACAAACAUUCGCUACUGCUACUACAAUGAAACCCACAAGAUCCUGGGUAAUACCUUCGGCAUGUGUGUCCUCCAGGAUUUUGAAGCAUUAACUCCGAACUUGCUGGCCAGAACCGUAGAAACAGUCGAAGGAGGUGGACUGGUGGUCAUCCUCCUACGGACCAUGAAUUCACUGAAGCAGCUGUACACAAUGACCAUGGAUGUGCAUUCCAGGUACAGGACGGAAGCCCAUCAGGACGUGGUUGGAAGAUUUAAUGAGAGGUUUAUUCUCUCCUUGGCGUCUUGUAAGAAAUGUCUGGUUAUCGACGACCAGCUCAACAUCCUGCCCAUCUCCUCCCACGUGGCCAGCAUUGAGGCCUUACCUCCUCAGGCCCCGGAUGAGAACCUCAGUCCUGCUGCUCUGGAGCUGCAGGAGUUGAAAGAGAGCUUGCAGGACACUCAGCCUGUGGGUGUUUUGGUGGACUGCUGCAAGACCCUGGACCAGGCCAAAGCCGUCUUGAAAUUCAUCGAGGGGAUCUCGGAGAAGACCCUGAGGAGCACUGUCGCACUCACCGCUGCCCGAGGACGGGGCAAGUCUGCAGCCCUGGGCCUGGCUAUUGCUGGGGCAGUAGCAUUCGGGUAUUCCAAUAUUUUUGUUACCUCCCCAAGCCCGGAUAAUCUCCACACGCUGUUUGAAUUUGUAUUUAAAGGAUUCGAUGCUCUGCAGUAUCAGGAGCACCUGGACUACGAGAUCGUACAGUCUCUAAACCCCGAGUUUAACAAAGCGGUGAUCAGGGUCAACGUGUUCCGAGAACACAGGCAGACUAUUCAGUACAUCCAUCCUGCAGAUGCUGUGAAACUGGGUCAAGCUGAGCUGGUUGUGAUAGAUGAAGCUGCUGCUAUUCCCCUCCCCCUGGUGAAGAGCCUGCUUGGGCCCUACCUGGUUUUCAUGGCAUCUACCAUCAAUGGCUACGAGGGCACUGGCCGGUCACUGUCCCUCAAACUCAUUCAGCAGCUUCGUCAGCAGAGUGCCCAGAGCCAGGUCAGCACUACUGCUGAGAACAAGACCACUACGACAGCUAGACUGGCCUCAGCUCGGACACUGCAUGAGGUUUCCCUCCAAGAGUCAAUCCGAUACGCCCCUGGGGAUGCAGUAGAGAAGUGGCUGAAUGACCUGCUGUGCCUGGACUGCCUCAACAUCACCCGCAUCAUUUCCGGCUGCCCCCUGCCUGAGGCCUGUGAGCUCUACUACGUUAACAGAGAUACUCUCUUUUGCUACCACAAGGCCUCUGAAAUUUUCCUCCAGCGGCUCAUGGCUCUUUAUGUGGCUUCUCAUUACAAGAACUCCCCCAACGAUCUGCAGAUGCUUUCGGAUGCACCUGCUCACCACCUCUUCUGCCUUCUGCCGCCAGUGCCCCCCACCCAGAAUGCCCUGCCUGAAGUGCUUGCGGUUGUCCAGGUGUGCCUUGAAGGAGAGAUUUCUCGUCAGUCUAUUUUGAAUAGCCUAUCUAGAGGCAAGAAGGCUUCGGGGGACCUGAUUCCAUGGACAGUGUCGGAGCAGUUUCAAGAUCCAGACUUCGGAGGCCUUUCUGGUGGACGGGUUGUUCGAAUUGCUGUUCACCCGGAUUAUCAAGGGAUGGGGUACGGCAGCCGAGCACUGCAGCUGCUGCAGAUGUACUAUGAAGGCAGGUUCCCCUGUCUGGAGGAGAAGGUCUUCGAGAUGCCACAGGAAAUCCACACUGUGAGCAGUGAGGCUGUCAGCUUAUUGGAAGAAGUCAUCAGUCCCCGGAAGGAUCUGCCUCCUUUACUUCUCAAGUUGAAUGAGAGGCCUGCAGAGCACCUGGAUUACCUGGGGGUUUCCUAUGGGCUGACCCCCAGGCUCCUCAAGUUCUGGAAACGAGCUGGAUUUGUUCCUGUCUAUUUGAGACAGACCCCAAACGACCUGACUGGAGAGCACUCGUGCAUCAUGCUGAAGACCCUGGCUGAUGAGGACGAGGCUGAGCGGGGAGCUUGGCUCGCCGCAUUUUGGAAAGAUUUCCGGAGACGGUUCCUGGCCUUGCUCUCUUACCAGUUCAGCACCUUCUCUCCUGCCCUGUCUCUGAACAUCAUUCAGAACAAGAACAUAGCGAAGCCAGCCCAGCCAGCCCUAGGCCGGGAGCAUCUGGAGGCGCUUUUUCUCCCCUAUGACCUGAAGCGGCUGGAGAUGUACUCUCGGAACAUGGUUGAUUAUCAUCUCAUCAUGGACCUCAUCCCAGCCAUUUCCCGCCUGUACUUCCUGAACCAGCUGGGGGACUUGGCGCUGUCGGCUGCCCAGUCGGCUCUUCUCUUGGGAAUUGGUCUGCAGCACAAGUCUGUGGAUCAGCUGGAAAAGGAGAUCGAGCUACCCUCAGGCCAGCUGAUGGGGCUUUUCAACCGGAUCAUCCGAAAAGUUGUGAAGCUGUUUAAUGAUGUGCAGGAAAAGGCUAUUGAGGAGCAGAUGGUGGCAGUGAAGGAUGUGGUCAUGGAGCCCACAAUGAAGACGCUAAGCGAUGACCUGGAUGAAGCAGCAAAGGAAUUCCAGGAGAAACACAAGAAGGAAGUGGGGAAACUGAAGGAGAUGGACCUCUCUCAAUACAUAAUCCGUGGGGAUGACGAGGAGUGGAAUGAAGUUUUGAGCAAAGCUGGGCAGAAUGCUUCCAUUGUUAGUUUGAAAAGUGACAAGAAAAGGAAGCUGGAAACAAAACAAGAACCCAAACAGAACAAGAAGUUGAAGAAGAGAGAUAACAACAGAAAGGAGACGAAACUGAAGCGGAAGAAGUAGUGAGGCGAGGAGGCCGGCUUGUGAACUGUGUUCAGCUGAGCCGGGCCGCAGCGAGGGGCUUCAGCAGAGCAGGCCUGUCCUACAUCUGUGUGCUCCCGCUGCUCCGACAGUCUGCUAAGAACUUGGCUUGUAAGCAGCUCUGGCAUUGGCAGGGUCUGUCACUCCACCCCAGGGUCAUGUUUCACUUUGGGCCAGGUUUCUUUCAGGCUCAUUCCCACUUAUGGCUGCCGAGCUGGUUCCUGGCCUUCCUGGCCCUCCAGUACACAGCUUUCUCGGGGAGUGCUCCGUCUCGCUACAGACCUGUCCCAACACCCUGAGGCCCAGGUCAGCAGGCCCUCUCCUGUCCCUUCUGUCCGUUCCUGGCCGCAGCAUGUCUGCUGUCCUCAGACCCAGGAAGCCUGAGCCCUUGAGGUAGGCUGCAGCACCUGAGCCCCAAAUGCCUUCUGGGAGACUGUCGAGUGACAGCUGCUGGCAGAAGUGAGGGGAAGGAUCGAGGUUUUUUUUUUUUUUUUUUAUGUUUUAUUUCUUUGAGACAGGGUUUCUCUGUGUAGCCUUGGCUGUCCUGAACUUUGUAGACCAGGCUGGCCUCAAACUCACAGCGAUCCGCCUACCUCUGCCUCCCAGAGUGCUGGGAUUACGGGCGUGCACCACUGCGCCUGGCCUAGAGUAUCUAUUUUUAAUAAAGGACAUCUUGGAAAAGAC
This is a messenger RNA of Psammomys obesus (fat sand rat), 4082 nucleotides long. RefSeq names its product N-acetyltransferase 10 (gene Nat10). Gene Ontology annotation, cellular component: nucleolus; 90S preribosome. Gene Ontology annotation, molecular function: 18S rRNA cytidine N-acetyltransferase activity; tRNA binding; ATP binding. Gene Ontology annotation, biological process: rRNA acetylation involved in maturation of SSU-rRNA. The record is from RefSeq and is a predicted model, not a curated record. NCBI's taxonomy places the organism in Eukaryota, Metazoa, Chordata, Mammalia, Rodentia, Muridae. The coding region runs from base 306 to 3380 and encodes 1024 amino acids. The transcript has 29 exons.